AUGUCUGCAUUCAAGGAUGUUCUGGCCUCUUCUAAACAUAUCAUCGCUGUCGCCGGGGCCGGUCUCUCGGCCGCCUCAGGAAUACCAACUUUCAGAGGGGCCGGGGGAAUGUGGCGCAAAUACGAUGCUUUCUCCAUCGCUACCCCAACUGCGUUUCGUGACAACCCAUCGCGUGUCUGGCAAUUCUAUCACUACAGACGUGAGACAGCUCGUACAGCACAACCAAACGAUGCACAUCGCGCACUUGCAGAAUUCUCAUUUCAGCACAUCAGAGACAGAGUUGCUCCGGAGUCCACAUUUACACUGAUCACACAGAAUGUGGACGGACUCAGUCGCAAAGCAUUGCAUAGUGCCGCCCAAAACUAUGACCUCCCCGUGCCCUCAGAUCAGCCAGAUCCCAUCCUUCUUGAGAUGCACGGCAGACUGUUCGAGGUGAUUUGCACUGCCAACGCGUGUGGCCAUCGUGAGCCCAACUUCAAUUCGCCGAUUUGCCCAGCACUUGCAGGCACCGAGGAACUAGUGAAGGCAGGAGCUGAGGAACCGAACAUUCCGCUCGCAAACCUUCCGCGAUGCACCAAGUGCGGGGCGCUCGCACGCCCUGGUGUCGUCUGGUUUGAGGAGGUCCCUUAUUUCAUGGAGGAAAUCAACACGUUGGUUGAACAAGCUGACUUAUGUCUUGUCGUUGGUACUUCGUCAACUGUUCAACCCGCUGCCAGCAUCGCAUCUGAUGUUCAGGACAACGGUGGAAUGGUUGCUGUCUUCAACAUUGAGCGCACUGAGCGGGAUGAUGAGGCGGACUUCCUCUUUCUAGGUCCAUGUGAGAAAACUUUGCCAGCAGCUUUGGGUAUGAGUGCAUCUGAACGCUUGUCCAUAUGA
Fibroporia radiculosa is the source of this 876-nucleotide messenger RNA. RefSeq lists its product as uncharacterized. The record is from RefSeq and is a predicted model, not a curated record. The transcript has 4 exons. Gene Ontology annotation, molecular function: NAD+ binding; protein-succinyllysine desuccinylase activity; protein-malonyllysine demalonylase activity. Bases 1 to 876 code for a protein of 291 amino acids. Lineage: Eukaryota; Fungi; Basidiomycota; Agaricomycetes; Polyporales; Fibroporiaceae.